UUAGAAAAAGCACAAGCUUUAAGUCUUGAAAGUUUAGCAUUGGAGAAAUUUCGUAUGAAAAAGAAACUUGAAAAAUUACAAACACAAUUAAAUAAAUAUUCAAAUACCACUUCAAAUUCAGCAACAGUUGCGGCCGUAUCAGCCGCACAACAACAGUAUAAUGAAUUAUCUCGCUCUGAAAAACAGCAUCAAAUCAAGUCACGACCACGGCCAGGAUCGUUUAACACAGGACAAUCUAGUUCGAUUCUAGCACCACCGCCAAUCUAUCAAAGAAGGAAUAGUUCUGCACCAAGUACAGCAUCGGACGAAGCUGAUUUAAUAUCAUUCACUAGUCCUACACAAUCAUCUGUACCACCACAAAAGAGCCAAGAUUCCUUGAAAGAAUUCUGUGAUCAAAUAAAUUUACUUACCCAACAACAAUCUGAUAUGAGCUUAGUAGAGAAAAAUCCCCGUCAACAAAUGUUAGCAUUAAGUCGUAACAAUAAUAAUUUAACAACAUAUCCAACAAAUUUGUUUACACCACAACAGCAACAAUCGCCAACGAUUUUACCAACGCUGCCUUCAUUCAAUCAAAUGCUUCAACAGCCACAGCCACAGCUCGCACAACAAUCACCAGCUGCUCCAAGCUAUGGUUUUCAGCCGCAUAUUACUUCUGGUUUAAAUCUUAUGAGCGGAAUAGCACCAUUAAAUUCUGGUUAUCAAUAUCCACCACCAGUGCCUCAAAUUCCGCCAUUGCCAACAAAUUAUUUACCUCGAGUCGAACCGCCAAAGUUAGAUAUACCAGCAAUAACUUCCACACCAAAUAUUGAUGUGUUCAAAGUAAUUAGUAAACAAAAUAAUAGUAAUUUAAUUGAUUUAGCAUCUGGUUGCGAUUUAUCUGACGAGAAUCGUUCAGAUAAAAAGAAUAAUGUACGUGUUAGCGUUUUGGAAAUAUUUGAUCCAUUAUUAACGGAUCGAAAUUUAAAUAAACCAAUAGAUUCUUCCUCUACAACACAAACUGCCGAUGAUGCGGCAUCUGAAUGUUCUGGCAGUAUGUAUAAUGAGUACGAUCCAUUUGAUUAUUUAUAUAAUACUGGCUCCGGUGUUCCAAGCAAUGCAGAUCCAAUUUAUGCUGCCGUUGUACGUUCAGAUAAAACACCACAAUCACCACAGUCACCGCCACCUUUACCACCACGUGCUGUCUGGUCCACCUUAGAAAAGAAACGAAAAAGUAUUGAUGUGCUUCAAACGAAAAGAAAUAGGUUGUACGAGAACAUAACGGUUGUGAAACGAAAAUCAUUUCAUCAUGAUUGUGAUUUACGAGCUUUUUAUACAAUGGUUAAAGAUAUUCGAGGACGAUUUUUAUAUAAUGAUCCAGAAACAAAUCCAGGAGUAAUUAUUAGUCCAAUGAUAAGUAAUUUAUAUAGAUCCGAUACGAGUAUUAAACUUGUGGUUUAUCCAACAAAAGGUGAACGAAAUUUGGAAAAUCCUCCAAAACCAAUAUCAUUUACAUGUGAUGUGUCGUGCAGCGUGGAACACGUGAUAUUACAUGUUCUGUGUGAGUUAGAUGAACCACCAGAGAGAGCACAUCGUUUAGAAGUAUGGGGUGCGGUUGAAUAUUUAGCACCUGGAACAUGUCUAGCUGAUUACGAAUACGUGCAUCAUUGUAUUAAAUUAGAGCAAGAUGUCGUUUUUUCAUUAGUACCUGAAAAUUUAGUUGAUUGCUCAUUAUUGAGAACUGCUCAAGAUGAUCGAAGAGAUUUCGAAUUGACCAUCGAUGAUUUAUUACCAAAUGAACCCGGUUUUCCAAUAUCACAUGAAAAAUUAAAAAUAUUAUUGGAAAUCGUUGAACGAGAAAUAGAACGUUUAGAGGCGGCUGCCGUUGAAUUAUCAACGAAUUCAACAACAAUUUUACAUUCCAAUGGUGUUGUGCAAGCGGUCAAAGCUGUUUGUAUGCUUAUGGGUAUGAUUGAAACACCUGAUAUAUCUGAGGCUGUGGAAAAGAUUGUCACAUGUUGUGCGAAUAAUUCUAAUGUUAGUGAUUAUAAUUCGAUAAAUAAGGAUAUCGAUUUAGUAGAAACAAUAAAAUCGAAUUGUGAACGAAUUCGAGCCGCUAUACAAGGUUUAAUAGAAAUGUACUGUCAAGCAUUCCGUGUAGAUUUUCAAUUAAGUUAUAAAAAUGAAUUAGCUUCAAAUUCUUUAACUGUAUCUGAUGUGUUAGAUACAAUAUUAAUUCACGUAUGUGCCUUACAUAGAGUUCCUACCACUUGGAAGCAUAACGAUUACCUGAUAGCCGCACAAAUUUAUCAUGGAACUCGUCCUGUAGGGCAGCCAAUUCUUUCUCUACCGACACCGAUUUCUGUUGGUUUUUAUCCUAGAAUUUCAUUUAAUUCCUGGUUAGAUAUGGAAGGAAUUAGUGUUUGCCAAUUGGCGCGAGAGUCUCGUAUAGUUUUAGUUCUAUAUGGCCGUACAUUGGAACCAACUGACAAAGAUGAAACAAAUACUGUACCGAAAUAUACUCAAGAAGAAUUGGGUUGGGCUUCAAUACAAUUUUUCGAUUACAAUGGAAUGUUUACCCAAGGAAAUUUAUUAAUUUCAUUAUGGCCUUCGGUAACUGAUAAAAGAUUGGGACCAGCACCAUGCCAUGGGGCUCAUCCGCUUCCCGAUCAUCCUCUAUUAAGCCUAGAAUUACCUAGUCCUGCUGGGAAAAUAAUAUUUCCAUCAACUCCACCACAAUCACCAAAUAAUCGUGAACCAGUUGGUGAUUUUGCAUGUUUAGAUGAAAAUACUCAGCAACAACUUUUAGAUAUCGUCGAAAUGGAUAUUUUUAGUCGACCACCUAUCGAAUGUCGUGAAGUUUUGUGGGAGAAACGACAUUAUUUACGACAUUUACCAGAAGCAUUACCAAAAGUUCUUUUAGCUGCACAUAGUUGGGAUUGGGCUUGUUUGGCCGAUUUACAUUAUAUGGUUCAUAAAUGGACGCCAAUGCAACCAGUUCAAGCUUUACAAUUACUUUUACCUUGUUUUCCUGAUAUGGAGGUUCGUCGAUGUGCAGUCAACUGGAUAAAAUCAUUUACAAAUGACGAAUUGGCAGAUGUUUUGCCUCAAUUAGUACAAGCUUUAAAGCAUGAAACAUACGAAGCAUCUCCGUUAGCUCGAUUAUUAUUAGAAAGGGCAUUAAUAUCUCCUAGAGUCGCACACAAUUUAUAUUGGCUUCUAACGCAUAGUUUACCUGGAUCCUCACCACAGAAUUCACAAUGGGAUACCGUUGCUCAAGAUGAAUUUAGUGUUGGCGCAGCAAGACACCAUCGACGUUUAAUGUUGAUGUUACGUGCGCUCCUUGCAAUAUCUGGUGGUGCUCAAAGACAAAGAUUUAUGUCUCAACAACUCCUAGUCAAAAGUUUAAAUGAAGUCGCCGAAAAUGUAAAAACAACUAAAGAAUCGCUGCGCUUGAAAUCGUUGUUAACUAGUCUAGAACCAGUUCAUCAAACAUUAGUAGAUAAUACAACAUGCCUACCGUUAUCCCCUAGUUUAUUGGUGAAUGGUAUACAAGUUCGAACAUGUUCAUAUUUUGCUUCGAACACACUUCCAUUGAAAAUUAAUUUUACUGCGCCAAAUAAUAAUGCGAUUAUUCCGGCAAUUUUUAAGGUUGGGGAUGAUUUACAACAAGAUAUGCUUACAUUACAAGUUGUACGUAUUAUGGAUAAACUUUGGUUACGAGAAGGCUUAGACUUAAAAAUGGUAUCGUUUUUAUGUGUACCAACUGGACAUAAGCGAGGAAUGAUUGAAUUAGUUGCAAAUUCUGAGCCAUUACGAAAAAUUCAAGUUGAAUGGGGUUUAACAGGAUCGUUUAAAGAUAAACCAAUCGCGGAAUGGUUAGCCAGGCAUAAUCCAUCUGAAUUGGAAUACGAGAGAGCAGUUGAAAAUUUCACAGCGUCGUGUGCUGGAUACAGUGUUGUGACGUAUAUUUUAGGUAUUUGUGACAGACAUAAUGACAAUAUUAUGCUAAAAACAUCUGGACAUGUUUUUCAUAUUGAUUUUGGAAAAUUUUUGGGUGAUGCACAAAUGUUUGGUAAUUUUAAACGGGAUCGUACUCCAUUUGUGUUAACCUCAGACAUGGCAUACGUAAUAAAUGGUGGAGAUAGGCCAUCAGCACGGUUUCAUCAAUUUGUGGACUUGUGUUGUCAAGCGUAUAAUAUUGUUCGAAAACAUGGCAAUCUAAUUCUUCACUUAUUUGCUUUGAUGGCAUCGUCAGGUAUACCUGGUGUGACAAUGGAAGCAGUCAAUUAUGUACGUCGUGCUUUAUUACCAGGACAAUCAAAUGCAGAAGCAGCUGCAACAUUUGCACGUCUUAUUGAAAGCUCGCUGAAAUCAUGGUUUACACAGUUUAAUUUCUUUUUACAUAAUUUGGCACAAUUACGAUUUACUGGAGAUCAUGGAGAUGGAGAAUUGUUAUCGUUUGUUCCAAAAACUUACAGUUGUGUAUCCGACGGGAGAUUGUUGGGCGUAGAAGUACAAGGAUAUCAAAAACGCUACGAUCCUGAUAAGCAUUACUUAUAUAUCAUAAAAGUGGAACGUGUUGGUUCACCAGAUUCAAGUUACGUUUUGCGUUCGUAUAAAGAAUUCACGGAACUUUACCAAAAACUUUGUUUGCAUUUUCCGUUAGCUAAGGUUCAUAGUUUACCUACUGGAAUGCAUAUGGGUCGCAGUAACAUCAAACAAGUAGCAGCUAAACGAAAAACCGAUAUUGAGCUAUUUUUAAAAUCUCUAUUUCUAACAGCCGAUGAAAUUGCUCAUUCUGAUCUAGUUUAUACCUUUUUCCAUCCUCUUUUACGAGACCAACAACCUGUGGAUUUAUUUGCUAGAAAAUUAAAAGAACGUCGAACGGAUCAAAGAAACGAUAUUGGUCGUGUAAAAGGUGAAUUAAAAUUAUCUGUAAUUUAUGAACGCGGAGCUUUAAGUGUUAUGGUCCAGCAUGCAAGAAGUUUACCUUUAGUGGCUAAUGGUCAAGAACCGAGUACAUAUGUUAAGGUUUAUUUACAACCUGAUCCAACGAAGGCUACUAAACGUAAAACGAAAGUUGUUCGGCGAAGUUGUCAUCCUAGUUUCAUGGAAAUGACAAUGCAAGAAGUGUUCAGAUCAGAUUCAUCGGUCGAUUUAAGUGAAUGGAGUAAUGGUUUAUUAAGCGGCCGUGAUCAUAAAGAAUUAUUAUCAUCAAAUAAUCAUCACACACAUCAUGGUACACACAGUAGUGUUGUAUUACAUGAUCGAUUAAUGACAGACGCAGCACUUGGUACAUCCUGUAUAACAUUACCAAUAAAAACAGAACAUUCAUAUAGUCUGGCAUCCGAUGGCGAUUCAUUACCAGAUUCACCGAUCAGUCAUGAACAUAUGGAUGAUAUGGACGAUGAUUGUUUCCCAGCUAUUUCCCUGAACGCACAUUCAACAUCCAAAACUGAAAGUAUAAACACAUCGUCAAAUGAUAUAAAUGUUAUGGUAGACGUAGUCAAUAUCAAAGAUGAACCAUUAAGUGAAACAGAUAGUCCCACAUCAUCAUGUCCAGCUUCACCUGCAGCGACAACAUCAGCAAAACAAAGUCGAAAACAUGAAUAUCACAUCGAAUUAGAUCCAAUGUUAAGUGGCACACACAGUCUAUUAAAACACAAUGUACUUUAUCGACCAAAUUUAUUCAAUCAAACGACCACCCAACGUGUUGUUAUGCCCAAAAUUAAUAUCAAGUUAGAAGCAGGCACAUCUACAGGAUUCACAUUACCACCAACGCCGCCAUCUUGUAGCAGCAGUGAUGACAGUGAGGAUAAUGCAACAUCACAACCUGCAUCACCUAGUCGAUCACAAAGAACACCGGCACGAUUACUUAUUGCGCCACAAGCCCCAACACGCCAACCAAUCCACACACCUUUAAUCAGCAGUCAACCAAAAGGAUCAACUGGUCAAUUAAUGUUAACAGAAGAAGAAAAACGAACAUUAUUAGCAGAAGGAUAUCCAGUUCCUACACGUCUACCAUUAACAAAAGCUGAAGAAAAAUCAUUGAAGAAAAUCAGACGUAAAAUUAAAAAUAAGAUAUCCGCACAAGAAAGUCGCCGCAAGAAGAAAGAAUAUAUGGAUCAACUUGAACGUAAAGUUGAAAUGUUGGUAUCUGAGAAUACAGACUAUCGGAAAAAAAUAGAAUCAUUGGAAGAUUCAAAUUCAAGUUUACUAUCACAAUUAGCAAAAUUACAAGCCAUUAUUGCACGAACGCAUCCACAAAGUGUGCAAACAACCACACGACACAAAAAUUAAACUUAAAUACACAAAAAUCAUACGAAAUAUUUUUGA
This is a messenger RNA of Chrysoperla carnea, 6315 nucleotides long. Its product is annotated as phosphatidylinositol 4-phosphate 3-kinase C2 domain-containing subunit beta-like. Gene Ontology annotation, biological process: regulation of DNA-templated transcription; phosphatidylinositol-3-phosphate biosynthetic process; cell migration. Lineage: Eukaryota; Metazoa; Arthropoda; Insecta; Neuroptera; Chrysopidae. Gene Ontology annotation, cellular component: phosphatidylinositol 3-kinase complex; cytoplasm; plasma membrane. The coding region runs from base 55 to 6279 and encodes 2074 amino acids. The transcript has 30 exons. The record is from RefSeq and is a predicted model, not a curated record. Gene Ontology annotation, molecular function: DNA-binding transcription factor activity; 1-phosphatidylinositol-3-kinase activity; phosphatidylinositol binding.